Molecule: messenger RNA, 2265 nt
Organism: Centruroides sculpturatus (bark scorpion)
Lineage: Eukaryota; Metazoa; Arthropoda; Arachnida; Scorpiones; Buthidae
Product: tRNA (cytosine(34)-C(5))-methyltransferase-like
Exons: 17
Coding region: 132-2171 (679 amino acids)
Biological process (GO): tRNA methylation
Cellular component (GO): nucleus; cytoplasm
Molecular function (GO): tRNA binding; tRNA (cytidine-N5)-methyltransferase activity
Source: RefSeq, a predicted model, not a curated record
CAAAGAGGGCGUGAUGCGAGUCGUUUUCACGGAAGAAGCACGUGGUACAUGUCAAUUUUAAACAAAAAUAUCAGAAAUUAUUAAUUUUUUUUAAGGCAGUAAUAUAAUUUUUAAUAAAUAGUAAAUGCAAAAUGCCCAGAAAUCGAAAGAAGAAGCGUCAAAAGAUUGGAGUAAAAACUUGUGGAGAUCCAAACAAAGGACAUGUAGCAGGAAAAAGACCAGUGGGUUAUAGUGACAUUAUUAAAGAAAAUGCCUCAUUUGAACGUUAUUAUAAGGAACAACAUAUUGUACCUGAAGAGGAAUGGGAAAUGUUUAUGGCUGCACUUAGGGACAAUCUGCCAACUGCUUUUAGAAUUACAGGAUAUCGAGGUCAAGCCAAUGCACUUUUAAAAGUCAUUCAAGGCCAAUAUUUUCAAGAUCUUCUUAAUGUAAAUGUAGAAGAAGAAGAAUAUACCAAACCAUAUUGUUUACCAUGUUUAGAUGGUGUUGUUGUUGCAAAUGAUGUUGAUAAUAAACGCUGUUAUAUGUUAGUUCAUCAAGCCAAACGUCUCCAUAGUCCUUGUUUUAUUAUAACAAAUCAUGAUGCUUCACAGAUGCCUAAUAUAAAAAUAAAUAAGGUAAUGAGUGUGAAACAGAGUUUUUAUGAAAUAAUGGACAAGCUUGUGGCAAGCAAGAAAGAUAAUAACUUUUAUCUCAAUAGGGACAAAUAUGCAAAGUGUUUGGAGGAAGUAAAAGCUGCAAAGAACAUGAAAAAAACUAGCUGUUCAUUACAGGCGUAUAAAGCAUUACGACAUUUUGACUGUAGGCAGCGAAAAAAAACUAAUUGCACCUAUGAAGGAGGAGAAUGGAGAAAUAAGGUGACGAAAAACAGAGCAUAUCAUGAGGGAAUCAAAUGUUUCCCCUACGAAGCAAUGUUUGGUUGUCCAAUGAAAAUGGGCCUUGCAACUUCAGCAAUCCCUAGUGAUAUGAUUAGAGUUAUAAGAUCUGAAGAAGAUUUAGAGAAGCUGUUGCAUUCGCAUGACAAUACAAAACAAAAGAAUGAUGUUGAAAAUGCAAUCGAACAGGACAAGGAAGAAAGCAUUGUUAAAAAUGAGUCAGAAGAUUUAGAUUCUGUUGAGUUAGUAGAUACAUCAGAAUCAUUACCUGGCUUAAAGACAUCUCCUGGUCUCAGUUAUUGGAAAGUAAUGAAUAGAGAAUUAGAAUCUUUUGAUUCCUUUGAUGAUGUCCCAGAUAAAUAUCGAACUCAAAUACGUCCACAAAUGUUUCCACCUGCUCCUGAAAUUGUCUCAAAGUUAAAUUUGCAUAGAUGUCUUCGCAUAUUACCACAUCAUCAGAACACAGGUGGAUUUUUUAUAGCUGUAUUUAAAAAAGUCAAAGAAUUUUUACCAUGGGAAUCUCAGAUAAAAGAAAUAGUUUCUCAUAAAAAUAAUGACAUUGAAGAAAAAUUGUCAGAUGUAAUUGAAACAAAAGACGAAUCUGACAAAAGCCCUCCCAGAAAGAAAAAGAAAAUUUGGGGCUAUAAAGAAGAUCCUUAUAUAUUUUUUAAAGAAGAAGGAAUUAUUUGGCCAAAUAUUAGGGAUUUCUAUAAAUUGGAUUCAUUUCCAUAUAAACAGCUUUUAAGUCGUUGUGCAGGAGAAAGGAAGAAAAACUUAUAUUUUGUGUCUGAAGCUGCCAAAAACAUUGUUCAAAAUAAUAUUGAUUUUGUAAAGAUAAUAAAUACUGGUGUUCGUGUAUUUUGUCGAAGUGAUAACAAAGAUGCUAAAUGUAAUUUUCGUCUCUCACAAGAGGGUGUUCCCAUUAUACUUCCUUUUAUGGAGGGUCGAAUUUUACAUAUUUCUCUAGAAGAUUUAAUAUUGUUACUAACAGAAGAAGUGCCAUUAUUACAAAAAUUUUCUGAUGAAUUACAGAAACAAGCAGCAUUACUUGACUCUGGAUGUGCUGUCAUGAUUUAUACAGCCAACAAAGGAACUAAAGAAGAAUUUAAAAUAGAAUUAUGUGGUUGGAAAGGAAAAGCAUCCGUACGAUGUUAUGUAACAAAAAUUGAAAGGAUACAUUAUCUGAGGAUAUGUGGAGUAGACGUGUCUGAAUUUGAAAAAAAAGACAAAAAAUUUAAAAUUUAUAUUACCAAAACAAGUGAAUUUACUGAAGAGGAGGACCAAAAAAAACAUUGAAAAAGCAAAAGAUACAGAUAAUUCUAUAUAAAAAGAAAAAUUUAUAUUUCAUUUUUGUACAGUAUACAUUCACUGAAGUAAACUUUUUAUUGUA